This is a messenger RNA of Nilaparvata lugens (brown planthopper), 1796 nucleotides long. Its product is annotated as RNA-binding protein NOB1. The coding region runs from base 293 to 1744 and encodes 483 amino acids. Lineage: Eukaryota; Metazoa; Arthropoda; Insecta; Hemiptera; Delphacidae. Gene Ontology annotation, biological process: ribosomal small subunit biogenesis; maturation of SSU-rRNA. Gene Ontology annotation, molecular function: RNA endonuclease activity. Gene Ontology annotation, cellular component: preribosome, small subunit precursor. The record is from RefSeq and is a predicted model, not a curated record. The transcript is spliced from 7 exons.
AAUCCAUGAAAAUUGGAAAAACCUGAAGAACAAACGCUAUAAUUCCAGGUAAAGUAGAGCAAAGUUGAAGGGAGAUAGUAAUAAUAAUAUCGAUAUUAUAUCAAUCAAUAAUGUCGAUGUUUAAGAAUAUGUGAAAGUUUCUAUCGAUGUCUCAUAGAUAUCGAGUAUUGGUAUUUUUCUAUUUUGCUUUCGUCGUGAUUAGUUUUUGAGGUUAUGUGAAUAACAUUAAAGCAUGCUUACAAUUUCCUAGAUUUUACGCAUUAUUCCAUAGUUUAAACUUUAAACAACCAAAAUGGUUUCGGAAAAAGACAAUAGAGCAGAAACUUUGAUUGUCGAUACAAGUGCAUUUAUCAAAAAUGUCAAUCUUCAGGAUAUUGGCAAGAACAUCGUUACAGUUCCAGAAGUUUUGAAUGAGAUCAAGUCUAAACGUCAAAUAAGAAGACUUGUAGUUCUACCCUAUGAUCUCCAAGUCAAAGAAGCAUUCCCUGAAAACGUCCAAUUUGUGAUUGACUUUGCGAAGAAGACGGGUGACUAUCGCAGCCUGUCGGCAACUGACGUGAAGGUGAUCGCUCUGACAUAUCAGCUGGAGAAGGAGCGGUCCGCGGGUGACGUCACACAUCUACGACAGGCGCCUGACGUCAGUCGCACAGUCGACGUCUGCAAACACAGCGCUAUUCCCAUUGAUGACGUGGUUGGAUUCUACAAUCCCAAUAAGCGUAAAGCAAAGACCAGCACCAGUGAAAGUGUGAAUACGGACGAAAAAGAAGAAGAAGAGGGAGAUGUCGAGCAAAACAAAAUCGCCGAUAAGCUAGCCGAAGUGUGUACGUUGAAGGCUAAUGAAGAAAAGAAGGUUCUAGAAGAAUGCGAAAAGAAAGGAGAAGAAAGUAGAGAAGGAGCAUGUGAUGAAGAAGUGAAAGGCGAGUGCAAUAUCCAGGGAGACGAUGAAGAGGUGGAGGAGGAGGAAGAGGAAGAGGAGGAAGAUGGUGAUGGAGUUGAGAUAAAACUUGACGAAACAGACGUGAAAAGCAUUUUGGUGAAGGUGAACGAAGGUGAGGGAGAAGAGGAGGAAAGCGAUUAUGGUAGUGAUGAUGAUGAGGAUGAUGAUGAUGAUGAUGAUUCAGAUUGGAUAACCGUGGAUAACAUAAAAGAGAUGAAGCAGAUGAUGGAGUGGGAUAAUGUCGAAGAGAAGGCUGUAGAUGUGGCUUGUCUGACAACUGAUUUCGCUAUGCAGAACGUGCUGAAACAGAUCGGCCUGAACGUGGCCUCGCUCGACGGCAAGGUAAUCAAGCAGGUGCGCACAUUCAUUCUGCGCUGCUACGCCUGCUUCCGCACCACCAGUGUGAUGACCAAGCUGUUCUGUCCGCACUGCGGCAAUCGAACGCUCAAGAAGGUGGCCGUCUCUGUCGAUGCUGAAGGCAAGCAGACUAUUCACAUCAACAUGCGCAAGCCGCUCACUGCCCGCGGCAAGAAGUUUUCACUGCCGACACCUGUGGGCGGGAAACACGCCAACUACCCGCUGCUGUGCGAAGACCAACCGCGACCGGAUCAGAGGCCAACGCGGCUCGCAAAGAUGCGGAACAAUCCGCUCGAGCCUGACUACAUUGCCGGAUUUUCGCCGUUUGUGAUGCGUGAUGUCAAUUCGAAAUCUGCUAUGCUCGGCAUAGCCAAUCAGGGCAAAGAGGUCAAAUAUUGGAUGCGCCGUAACCCUAACGAGGCUCACAGACGCUGCAAGAAGAAGAAAUGAAGCAUUUUUGUUUUUAAAAAGUAUGUUUAUUAAAUAAAUCUAUAAUAUUUCA